GGGUGGUUUCGGCGCAGUAGUACACCGCGAGCAUUCCACGAGCUUGUACACGCGUGCUCGCGUGCCUCCUCGUUCCUCUCGACUCCGCGUCGCGCAUCCUCUCGUUCUUCCGCGACACGUGACUCCAUUCUCUGUUCCACGGUCGUCGUCCCGUCGUAGAGAAAGCUCGCGUCUCUCCUCUCCUCUCCUCUCCUCUCCGAGCUUGAUUUUUCUUCUCGCGAGCCGUCCCGAUUUGUCCGGCAGUGAGCGUUCAUGCCGACCAGGGAAGAACGACGACUCGUCUGGAGCGAGCCGACUUCGUGCCUCGAAGCUGAUUUCUCCUGAGAUUCCUGGACACGACGACGCUGACGAGCCUCGUUUCCUCGUACGUAGAAGCAGCUUGCACGUACAAGUCGUCGGCACGCAUCGUUGGAAGCAACCGCGAAACGUUGCCGGCCGAAGCUGUGGACAAGCGCGCGGAGGGCGUUGAUCAUCGGCAGCGACUUUGAACGCCGCUUUAAUAACCAGUCAACCACGUGAAGUAUUUCAUUAGAGAGGCCCGGAGAUCCUGGCCGGCAUCGGAGGGGACAGGGACGAAGAAGGAUCGGUGUGCUGGCGCGUCGCGUGAUACGAAUUCACAGAGUUUAGAGGAACCCGUAAGCUUCUCUUUGACGCUCGUCCCUUCUCCGACGAGAAGGGAAGUCCGACGUAGCGCAACUCCACGCCGCCGCCACCACCACAGACUACGGAAAGUUUAAUAAGUGUCCAUUGGCCGCGCGCGCGAAGCGUUUGUAAUGCGUUCCGGUGUCACCGUGCCGUCCGACUGAGAUUCGCCGAGAUUCGAUUUCAAGACGUAACAGGGCAGAGAGAGAGAGAGAGAGAAAAAGAGAGAGAGAGAGAGAGAGAUGUGCGUCACCACCGAGUACAAAGGCUUCGCCUUGAUCCGGCGGUGCAUCAGUGAAGAAGCGAAGUCUCGUUCGCCGCGAGUUCGGAUAUCGAACAUUCGCCAGUGACUGCGCAACGACGAAGAUGUAGCCAGGCCACCGAAGCUGUUGCAGUUUCGUAGACUUUGAUGUAUUCCAAGUGUUUGGACCUCGAAUCGAGUAGGUGUAGAUUCUGGGACACGAAAAUGACAAUAACGUCGGUGUACGAGAAAGUGAGAGAGAGAAAGAUAGAUAGAACGUCGAUGGAGUUAGGAUGAACGGGACUCGAGCGAUUAAACGAAGAUCGCGCGGAAUUCUGAAAAGUGUCGUCCAGAUAUUUCGACGAAAAUCGAACGAGCGCGGGUCGAUCAGAUGUGGCUCGACGUCGGUGUGACAGUGACUUUUAACGAAAUUUUGAGCGCGUCGCGGGUCGUAAUGUUGGAGAGAUCGGUCUGCGAAUCCGUCGCGAGGGGCUGCCUCCUCGAAACAGUCUCGCGUAUCCCGUCCCUUUCGUUCUUCGCCGCCUCGAAGUGGAAUUUGUUUCCAAUCCGAGUUUCGAGCCCGCGCGAACGCGACCGGGCUACCGGGAACACGCAGCUCGACUCGACGAAAUAAAACGUGACUGGGGAUCAGCAGCCGGGGAUCAGACUUACCAUUCGCGGGAAUAGAUCCCGGAAACGUUUCAGUCUUUCAGGAAUGGUGAAAUUCUGACGGCGAAAAUGGAAAUGCGAUGCACGACGAUGGAAUAGCUUGACUGAAUUCAGUCAGCGGCGCAAAGACCGAAGUAAAGACUGAAACGAUACCUUCUGUCCACGGUUGAGAUAGUAGCUGCCUGCUACAACCUGGAACUGCAUUUCGUCUAAUUCGACGGUGCCGUUGAAAGGCUUUUAGUAGAAAGACGGCACGCACCCGGUUGCGCGAAGCCGGUCGCUGCGCAAAGUGGAAAGUGCUGGAGCUGGAGAGACUAUGAUACCAGUUUGAUAACGUGGGUCAGAGACUCGGUGCACGGUCGCGAGUUGCUACGUCCGUGUCUGGCCCGGCCAGCCGUGUUCACUCCCCUCCGCCCCUCCCCCACUCCCACCUCCUGGCGAGAGGUUUGGUUGGACGAGAAUCGGAGAGGACUCGAAACAGGCAGCGAACGAUCUAGACAGAGAGCGAAAGAGAGAAAGAGAGAGGGAGAGAGAGAGAGCACAGAGAUUAUUAUAGUGGAGUUCGUGUGUGGUGCAGAGGCAAAAGAAGAGAGUCGACCGGGAAAGUAAGGGACAAAGAGGCAGCAGAAGGGGAAUUCGUAGGUGGAAGAAGAGAAGAAGAGAACAACGGACUGCAACGUGAACGUGGAAGUUGAAGAAGAGCAGGGGGAGGUGGAGGUGGAGGAGGAGGAGGAGGAGGAGGAGGAGGAGGAGGAGGUGGAGGAAGAGGUGAGAGGACAAGCAGGGAAGUUUCCGUCUGUCCGAGGUGGAUGGGGGUGAAAAUGUUCGGAGUGUUGCUGGCAUGUGUCUGGCUGGUUGCCGGCUCCCCGUUACAUCCCUGGCCGCUAAUACCGCACAAAGCGAUCAUUCAUGGCUCGUACAUCAGACACUAUAGCGCCGUUUGGUACGACACGGCGGCUCUAAGGGAACAUCGCAGCAGAAGUCGUCGUGACACUUCAGCUUCCGGGCAUCCGGGUGACGCGACGCUGAAUCUACGUCUUCACGCUCUCGACAGGGUGUUUAAGAUGAGACUGACGAGGGAUACGAGCUUGUUCGAUGAGAACGUGGUCUUCGAGGGAUCGAACGGCCGGCAAAUUGCUUUCGAUCCAUUGCACGCCUACAGCGGAACCCUCGAGGACGACGAGAACUCGUCGGUGCAUGGUAUCGUGACGGAAGAGGGACUGUUCGAUGGUACUAUCUCCACGGCAUCCGACGAGAUCUACAUCGAGCCAACCAGCAGAUACGCUCCGCUCGUGUGCCAUCGGCAAGAUGGCGAGGAUAAAGACACGACAGACGCCGUGCAUCACCAUACGAUCGCGUAUCGUUCCGUGGACGUGAACGUGCCGCGCCGCGACGGAUAUCCGUGCGCCAGCGAGCUUUUGCGAGAGAACACGUUAAACGAAUUAAGGACGAACAGGACGUGGAGUGGAUAUCUCGGCGACACAAUGCGGCCGCUUUAUCAACACCUGAACGAGGGGAACUCGCGCGCCAAGCCCGGCUUCUAUCCGAAAGACGUUAGGAAGAAAGACCCCCUGGCGAGCUCGCACAAUUUAGAGCUGCUCGAUAGGUUGUACAGGGAACGAUAUUCUCGAGUGCUUCGUAAAAGGACGUCCGUGGAUCCGAAGAAAACCACUUGUAUGUUGUACCUGCAAGCCGACCACACGUUCUUCAAUCACUACAAGUCCGAGGAGGCCAGCAUUGAGGUGAUGACUCGUCACGUGCAGCGAGUCAACUCGAUUUAUAGAUAUACAGAUUUCAAUCAGGAUGGUCAGCCAGAUAAUAUUAGCUUCAUGAUAAAACGGAUUAAAGUUCACGGUGAAGACGCGCUGAACGAUCCAAGCUACAGAUUCACUGGAACUUAUGGGGUCGAAGAGUUCCUUGAACUAUUCUCUGAGGAGGACUACGACGCGUUCUGUUUGUCGUACAUGUUCACGUAUCGCGACUUCGAGAAGGGUACGCUGGGCCUGGCGUGGACCGGGGAUCUGAAAAACGCCGGCGGAGUUUGCGAGAAAAACGGGCACUACAGGGGUAGCAUGAAAUCGCUGAACACCGGUAUAAUCACCCUGCUGAACUACGGCAAACACGUACCACCGACGGUUUCUCACGUCACCCUCGCGCACGAGAUCGGUCACAACUUCGGAUCCCCUCACGAUCCGGACGAGUGUUCACCCGGUGGGGAGGACGGGAAUUUUAUAAUGUUCGCCAGGGCGACCAGCGGCGACAAACGAAAUAACAACCGCUUCAGCCCGUGCAGCCUGGUCUCCAUAAAUCCCGUUCUAAAUGCCAAAGCUCGUUCGUCCAAGGGAUGCUUCGCCGAGCCCCAAAAUGCAAUCUGCGGGAACGGAGUUGUAGAAGAUGGUGAAGAGUGUGAUUGCGGAUGGGAGGAGGACUGCAACGACCCUUGUUGCCACCCUCAACGGCUUCAUCAUGCCCCUCACGAGGUACCUUGUCGUCUUGCCGAUGGUGCGGUGUGCAGUCCCAGUCAGGGCCCUUGCUGCACAUCCGGCUGCACUCUGCGCAACGGCGAUAAGUGCAGGGACGACAACGGCUGCAGAGACGCGAGCUUCUGCGACGGCCGUGGUCCCCAGUGCCCGCCAUCCAUCAACAAGCCCAACAAGACCAUAUGCAACGAGGAAUUCGUCUGUUACAUGGGGGAAUGCACCGGCAGCAUUUGCCUGGCUUACGGCUUGGAAUCCUGUCAGUGCAUCGCCGGGCCCGACGAUCCCCCGACCAAAAGCUGCGAACUCUGUUGUAAAUUGCCAGGAGAGGAUCAACCAUGCCUAUCAUCGUUCGCGUGGAAUUCAGCGCCUUACGAUAUUCCUGACAUGCUGUCGAAGCCAGGCACCCCGUGCAACGAUUACAAUGGCUAUUGCGACGUCUUCCAGAGAUGUCGAGAGGUGGAUCCAAGCGGACCGCUGGCAACACUGCGAAGACUUCUGUCAGACGCUAGUCUAGCGAGUUUUCAACGUUGGAUGGUCAAUCGUUGGUACAUCGUUGCAGCGACUGUUUUCCUGUCGCUGUUGAUCGGGGCGUUCGUCGCGUACUCCGUGAGCAAACGGCGCAACAGCCGCGUGAAAGUUCCGGCGACCGCGAGGGAUCAGCCACGCGCCGCUUGCGAGGCGACGAACACGAGCGACGAGGCGGCAAGGGGCAGCUCGUCCGUGCGGAAGAUACAAUCUAUGGACAUUUCGUGGGUGAAAAGAAGGAUCGUCGAGACGAUGAAGAGCAUCGCGUCGCCACGACGGAAGAAGGACGCGUCCGCGAGAGCAGGGAUCUUUUGCGCGGAUUUCUCGGCUCUUGGCCAGAGACUCGACGGAAGAAGGACGCGUCCGCGAGAGCAGGGAUUCUUUGCGCGGAUUUCUCGGCUCUUGGCCAGAGACUCGACGACCACCGCCUCCGAGGAGCAGUCCUCGAACGAGGCGGAGCAGUUGUGCGAAAGCAACAACACGGGCGGAACGAGGAACGCGACGAAAGAACAGAGUGACGAGAACGAGAGACUCGUGAUUGUUUCGAGAAACGAGAGCAACGUGUGGAGACGAGUCCGCGUGCUGUUCGUUGGGAAUCGCUGGAAGCGUGCGAGUUCAUCCCCGGCCAGGAGAAAAUUGAGCAAGGACGAGACGACGUGCGGUGCCGCUUGGAGAAAGACUGUUCAGGUGGAGAAGCUGUGCACUGGUUCUUCGAAGGUGAUCGGGAGUUCUUGUAGAAGGGGAGACAGGUGUCAAAUGGAGCCUCUGGUGGUGCCUGACACGCCGGACACGCCGGGAGAGACUUCGGAGAACAGGAGUCACACGUCGGAUUUGACCGUGUUGCUCGCUGACAGUUAGUUUCAAGAGGAGAUAUCCGGAGGACUGUUAUAUAGAAACUGGCGUGCUUCUCGAUUUCAUCCUCAUUCGCGGGUGUCUUCGUUUCUUUUCUCGUUAACUCUCUGUGACACCCCGUGCAAUUUGAUAGUCGUACGUUUACACGUAACACGUCCAUAUUUUGAAACUUUAUUUCGCGUACUCGUCGCAAUUCAUCAAUACACAAUUCAUCAUAAAAAUUAUUAAUCAAUUUAAAUUAGUUUGCAGAUUUUUUAAGGCUGAAGUAAAUGGCUGCGAUUAAAUAAUAAUCUUUUACUCUGGGUACAGAGGAUUGACAUUUGUUACGCCUCUAUUUGAUCCUCGCGUGGAACGAUCAUCCGCGAGUCUUCUCGUCUCAUUUAUUUCAUUCAUUAGCGAGUGCUUGGUUAAUCCUCCAAUAACAUCGUGUAACUUUUAUACGUCUAUAUGGAAAAUUUUAUUUCAUCUCUGACUUUUAUAUAAUACCAAGUGGCUUAUUAAUAACAAUAAUUGGUUCGCAGAUUUUUCUAUUCUUCUUUUGUAGAUUACGAAGAGUCUUCUUUAGUUUAUUUUCACAUAAAACGCUCGUACUCUCCUCCUUAUUUACUUACUUUCUUUAUUUUACUUUCCCGCAGCACACUCGUCCAAGCUUAAGUACUUUGGUUUUAAAUCUGGCGCGAAAGAGGGCAUCGAGUGGCUCCCGGUGUCACAAAUCGAGAAAUGAAAAUGUAAGGGGAUGAUACUUCUGCUUUUAUGGAAUCAAAAAAAAAAAAAAGUCGACGAUGAGAUUUGUAAGUGUAAAUAUUGUACAGAAUCUCUUAUACCGCUGUCGUGAUAGAUUACUUGAUAGAUUAAGGGCAGCAACGUUUGCGGAAUUGAAUGGAUCGUUGUAAUUCCAUUUAGUCAGACAGCUCUUCAUCUAGAAGCGGACCAAACGUAGAUGGGAGAUCGUCGUCCAACGCUGAACUUCGUAGACACGUGUAUAUAUAAAAUCCCGAACGAUUGUUACUGUAUAAUAAAUCGUACGUUACUAUUCGUUAUUCACCUGCAAUCAACUGAUCUGUGUUCCUAUAUAAUAUUUCAUUGCAGCCUACUGUCGUUCCUCGUUUCUUUCUUAAAACUUCAUUGUCUGCAAACGACGUCGAGAGACGCGAUAUUGUUUCAUUACAUUAAUGCGAGUCGUUUAGAAGACAAAUCGAUCGAUUUCACUUUGUAAUUGAAGAUGAAUGACUCGUGAAAGCAUUCGAACAGUUAUCAUAGCAGUACAUAGUUUUAUGUACAUAUGUGUGUUGUGUAAAGUGUUUUGAAAUUUCAUCAACACUGUAGUGAAACCAACCUAAAUUGGAAUCAAUCUAAGAAUGUAUACAAAAAUUUCAAGAUAUUUUCUGCAAAUAUAUAUUUAGUAAAAACUUAGUAAAAAUAGUUCCAAUGAAUAUCGAAAUAAUAGUUAUUUUAAUACUUAUAUUAAAUUUUCCGUGUCUCGCUACAGUGUCAAUUUUUUAACGUUUUACGUAACACAUUCUUAACAAAAGUAUUGAUUGCUAUAGUUUUUUAACAGAAUAAAAAUUGUAGGAAACUCCCGAGAAACUCACCCUCGCAAAAGUUCUUGCAUUCUAAAAUAUUCGAAAAAUUUAACGUAUCAAAAUUUCAAGCAAAUGGUGUCAGAGAGAAACAACUUUUGACACUUUGCGUGAGAUACUAUGCAUAAAUAAAUAUUCUUGGCAAGUGUUCGAAUACUUUCGUAAGCAGCUGCGCCCGCAAUUCUCUGUGUCAGACAUGUUCGACCUAUACUACUUGAAAUUUUGUUGGACACACAUUAAAUGAAGUACUGUAUUUGUUAUACAAUAAUAUCGCUUGCGCUAAGGAAUUCUAAUUUGUCCACUAAGAAAUUCAUUGUCGUCGUAUAAAUACGUAAGAAAUUUUCUUAACGAUUUUGUAUCGCCAUUGCUGAUGAUUUCGAGCAUAUUAUAGCGCCUCUGUACGUUUAAACAAACGUUUCCUUAUUGUAGCUGACGUUAAUUAAAAAUAAUAAUAACAAAGGUUGAUUAUAAUUCUUACUGUACCUCCGCGCGAACAAAAAAUGUAUACUAAACGGAAGGUAAGUUUACAUGCUCGUUGCUUGAAAAAAAUUGUACCAUACUUAUAUAUGUAAUAAAAAAAAAAAGAAAAAAAAUAGAAAAAGAAGAGAAUGAACGUUUGGAACAAAUUUUCGUGUGAAUUGAUAGUUUGAACAAAUAAAAAUGUAUUGAACUUUACCAACAAUUGUAAACGUGAAUUAAAACGUUAUCGACGUG
This is a messenger RNA of Frieseomelitta varia, 7703 nucleotides long. RefSeq names its product disintegrin and metalloproteinase domain-containing protein 10-like. Lineage: Eukaryota; Metazoa; Arthropoda; Insecta; Hymenoptera; Apidae. Gene Ontology annotation, biological process: membrane protein ectodomain proteolysis; Notch signaling pathway. The transcript is spliced from 18 exons. The coding region runs from base 2362 to 5415 and encodes 1017 amino acids. Gene Ontology annotation, cellular component: plasma membrane. Gene Ontology annotation, molecular function: metalloendopeptidase activity. The record is from RefSeq and is a predicted model, not a curated record.